UCCAGAGACUGAAGCCUCUUGACUCUCUCUCUCUCUCUCUCCAUGUGGCAGUAUCGAACUCACAGUUGCUUUCCCUUUACCUGGAAAGAAAAUCAGAUGAUAUGCUCCCAUUUAUGAACACUUUUCUCAGAUGUCAUCCCCACCCAAUAACUGCGUCUGCUAUCCUCCGAGAUUUUGUGCGGACUCUUGCUUAAACAAAAGAGCACCAAAGGAAAGAGCGGAUCAAGAGAUUCCCUCUCUCUCUUCCAUUUCACCAUUAUCUUCCGCAGCAAAGAGCCAUUGCCCCAACCCCACUUUCUUUUUUGCCUACUAACUUUGCCAUGCAAAAUCUGCUGGCAUUUGCUUGUUUUGGAUCGUAAUUUUCAGCUGUUUCCCAACCUAUAAACAGAAGAGAGUCAAUCUUAGCUGUGAAGAUAGCGUAAUCUCUCUCUCUCUCUCUCUCUCCUGUUACUUUUCUGAAGUUAGAAACGAAAACCCUACAAGUAGCAGAAGAAAAGCAUCAGGAAGACUAAUCCCGAACAACAACUGCAGGGUCUCAAGUCUCAACCCUCCGAGAUCCAGGACACACCCAUGCCAAAAACCCUUUCUUUGCCAUGGAUUUAGUUUCAUACCCAAAUAAACCCACCUAUGACAUACCCAUUGUGAACACCACCGCCGUCAUUCCCACCGCUCCAUCCGCAGCCACAUCCUCACCAUCUUCUUCUACUACUACUACCCCGAGCCGCUAUGAGAACCAGAAGCGGCGAGACUGGAAUACCUUUUGCCAAUACCUAAGGAACCACAAGCCUCCACUCUCACUCCCCAUGUGCAGUGGUGCACAUGUUCUUGACUUCCUCCACUACCUCGACCAAUUUGGGAAGACCAAGGUCCACAACCAGACUUGCCCCUUCUUUGGCCUCCCAAACCCUCCUGCUCCGUGCCCUUGCCCUCUUCGCCAAGCCUGGGGCAGCCUCGACGCACUCAUCGGCCGCCUCCGAGCCGCUUAUGAAGAGCACGGUGGAACGCCAGAAGCAAACCCCUUCGGUGCUAGAGCUGUGAGGCUGUAUUUGCGUGAAGUUCGUGAUUUUCAGUCCAAAUCGAGAGGGGUCAGCUAUGACAAGAAGCGAAAAAGGCCCAAGCCAAAGAUGAUUCCUCCUCCGAACGCAAACUAGUGGAGAAAUCAACCUAAAGAUCAGCCAAAUGGGUAUAUCUCUCAUAUUUUUUCCUUUUCUUAAAUAUUAAAGGAGAUGGUUGUUUCUUUUGUUUGUGGUGGAUUUCUUGCUAGUUGGAGGUGAUUUUCUCAAUAUACUUCCGGAUUAAUGGAUCUACUCUUGAAAUCGCUCUAAGAGAGUGGAAGUAUAAGUACUGAGUAAUGAAUUAGUGGGAGAAGUAAUGUUUAUGCUUGGAAAAUUGUUCUAAUAUAUAGCGGAUUUAUGUAAAUAUGUUCUUAAAGACACCGUUUGAUUUUAGUGUAAGGGAAAUCCAGUUGUUGAAGGGAAA
Juglans regia (Persian walnut) is the source of this 1479-nucleotide messenger RNA. Its product is annotated as protein LIGHT-DEPENDENT SHORT HYPOCOTYLS 1-like. Gene Ontology annotation, cellular component: nucleus. Gene Ontology annotation, biological process: response to light stimulus; mRNA transcription. The coding region runs from base 594 to 1151 and encodes 185 amino acids. The record is from RefSeq and is a predicted model, not a curated record. NCBI's taxonomy places the organism in Eukaryota, Viridiplantae, Streptophyta, Magnoliopsida, Fagales, Juglandaceae. The transcript has a single exon.